CUGAAGCUCCCUCUACUCUGCACUGCACCUCUACCCGGCCUCCUCUCCAUCGUGCAUUCCCACCCCGUGGAUUCCCUGGCACUGUUGGGAGCGAGUGGUCACUGGGAGGCCAUCGGGGGCUUCAAGGCCGUGCUGCGGUGCCAGCGGCAGUACAACCCUGACACACCCACCUCUCCUCUCCCCUCAGACCCAACGCUCUCCUAUUCCUCCACAUCCCCCCUCCCUCCCCACCCACUUCGCCCAUCCCCCUCCCUCUCCCCUCCCUCUCCCCUCCCUCUCCUCCCUCUCCCCUCCCCCCCUCCCGUGCACCCACCGGCGCAGGCACUGCUGGAAGCGGGGCGGUGUGGGGAGGCGGUGGGGGAGCUACAGGCGGUGGUGGCGGCGCAGGGGCAGUACUGGCAGGUGCGCGUGGUGCUGGGACAGGCGCUCAUGGUGGCGGGGCACGUGCACGACACUGAUGCCACCUUGCAGGCCAUGGACGCACGUGCUUGCAACCCCCCAAUCUCCCACACUCACAUGCUCGCAUGUCUCCAUGCGCCCGACACAUGCCUGCCUCCCACACCACUCGCCAUCCCUCACAGUGCCCUCCCACAUGCCAUUUCCACUGUGGUAUCCCCCACCAUGCUUAUCCCACACCCACAGCACCCCAGCUCCUUGCUGCCCUCUGCUGCCAAUCUUGCACUCCCAACUUUGCCCAUCCAUCUGCCCCCGCCCACCACACCCCCUCGCCUUUUCCUCUGCGCUCUCCCAUCCCACUCGUGUGUACCUGCCUGUGCUGCCAUGACAGCCUUUCUCCCUAUCCCUCCCCCACACCACCACUAUGACCACCGCCAACUCCCAUGCUGGAAGCAUGGAACAAGCGCUAACGCCCUCUGUGCUCUUUUCCAGCUAAGAGCUAUGGGCGCAGGAUGCAGCAGGGGAGGGCGAGGGGGGGUGGGAGGGAGCAGCAGUGCUGUCGCCCGCUGUGCUGCAGCUGGUGGGGGCGCCCUCACAGCAUAUGACUGGCACGGGUUCCUGCCCAACAUGCGCAGGGAGGGUGCUGGGGGCGAGGGGGUAAUGAUGGGAGGGAGGUGGUGA
Messenger RNA from Closterium sp. Naga37s-1, 1077 nucleotides. Lineage: Eukaryota; Viridiplantae; Streptophyta; Zygnematophyceae; Desmidiales; Closteriaceae. The record is from the annotation of a GenBank genome assembly.